Molecule: messenger RNA, 4538 nt
Organism: Galeopterus variegatus (Sunda flying lemur)
Lineage: Eukaryota; Metazoa; Chordata; Mammalia; Dermoptera; Cynocephalidae
Gene: RIC1
Product: KIAA1432 ortholog
Exons: 9
Coding region: 9-2237 (742 amino acids)
Biological process (GO): retrograde transport, endosome to Golgi; intracellular protein transport
Cellular component (GO): Golgi membrane; cytosol; Ric1-Rgp1 guanyl-nucleotide exchange factor complex
Source: RefSeq, a predicted model, not a curated record
AGCUCAUCAUGAUGCAGAGGGACAGGUCAGGCCCUCAGAUCCGGGAGAAGGACAGUAACCCUAAUCAGAGGAAACUUCUGCCAUUUUGUCCUCCUGUGGUACUAGCUCAGUCUGUUGAAAAUGUUUGGACAACGUGUCGAGCAAAUAAACAAAAACGUCACCUUCUGGAGGCCCUCUGGCUGAGCUGUGGUGGUGCAGGGAUGAAAGUUUGGCUCCCUCUCUUCCCUAGGGAUCACCGCAAGCCCCAUUCCUUCUUGUCCCAGCGGAUCAUGCUGCCUUUCCACAUCAAUAUUUACCCCCUGGCUGUUCUGUUUGAAGAUGCAUUAGUCCUUGGUGCUGUCAAUGACACUUUACUCUAUGAUUCUUUGUAUACUCGGAACAGUGCUAGGGAACAGCUGGAGGUGCUCUUCCCUUUCUGUGUUGUGGAGAGAACCUCUCAGAUCUACCUCCACCACAUUCUACGUCAGCUUCUGGUCAGGAACCUUGGGGAGCAAGCCUUGCUUUUGGCCCAGUCCUGUGCUGGAUUACCUUACUUUCCUCAUGUGCUGGAGCUCAUGCUCCAUGAAGUGCUGGAAGAAGAAGCUACCUCACGGGAGCCCAUUCCCGACCCUCUGCUUCCCACUGUGGCAAAAUUUAUCACUGAGUUCCCCCUCUUCCUGCAGACAGUUGUCCAUUGUGCCAGGAAGACUGAAUAUGCCCUGUGGAAUUACCUUUUUGCAGCUGUUGGAAACCCCAAGGACUUAUUUGAGGAAUGUUUGAUGGCUCAGGAUUUGGACACAGCUGCCUCUUACCUUAUUAUCUUACAGAAUAUGGAAGUCCCAGCAGUAAGUAGGCAACAUGCUACCCUGCUGUUCAACACAGCUCUGGAACAAGGCAAGUGGGACCUGUGUCGACACAUGAUUCGAUUUCUUAAAGCCAUUGGCUCUGGAGAAUCUGAGACACCUCCAUCCACACCUACAGCUCAGGAACCCAGUUCAAGUGGUGGAUUUGAGUUCUUCAGGAAUCGGAGCAUCAGUUUAUCCCAGUCAGCUGAAAAUGUUCCUCCUAGUAAAUUCAGCUUACAGAAAACACUAAGUAUGCCAUCUGGUCCUUCUGGAAAAAGAUGGAGCAGAGACAGUGACUGUGCUGAGAACAUGUACAUUGAUAUGAUGCUCUGGAGACAUGCUCGGCGCCUCUUAGAAGAUGUGCGGUUAAAGGACCUCGGCUGCUUUGCAGCCCAGCUGGGCUUUGAACUCAUUGGUUGGCUCUGCAAGGAACGUACCCGAGCUGCCCGGGUGGACAACUUUGUGAUAGCCCUGAAGAGACUCCACAAAGAUUUCCUGUGGCCACUUCCCAUCAUCCCAGCCUCUUCUAUCAAUUCUCCUUUCAAAAAUGGAAAAUACCGAACAGUAGGGGAGCAGCUGUUAAAGUCUCAAUCAGCUGACCCUUUUUUAAGUCUUGAGAUGGAUACUGGCAUCUCUGAUAUCCAACGAAGUCAGAGCUGGCUUGGCAGCAUUAACCCCGCCCAUCAUGAAAUAGACACAGCCUCAUCCCAUGGACCACAAACACAAGAUGCCUUCCUGUCACCUUUAUCUAAUAAAGGUGAUGAAUGCAGUAUUGGUUCAGCCACAGAUCUGACUGAAAGUAGCUCCAUGGUGGAUGGGGACUGGACAAUGGUGGAUGAAAAUUUCUCCACCCUCAGUUUAACGCAGUCAGAGCUAGAGCACAUCUCCAUGGAGUUGGCGAGUAAAGGGCCUCACAAAUCCCAGGUCCAGCUUCGGUAUUUGCUACACAUUUUCAUGGAGGCAGGAUGUCUGGACUGGUGCAUUGUCAUAGGCCUGAUUCUUAGAGAAUCCUCAAUUAUCAGUCAGAUUUUGGUUAUUACACAGUCAUCAGAGGUAGAUGGAGAGAUGUUACAGAACAUAAAGACAGGACUCCAUGCAGUGGACAGAUGGGCCUCUACAGACUGCCCUGGAUAUAAGCCAUUUUUAAACAUCAUUAAACCACAACUGCAGAAGCUCAGUGAGAUAACAGAAGAGCAGGUCCAGUCUGAUGCCUUCCAACCAAUAACUGUGGGUAAGACUCCUGAACAGACUAGCACCCGGGCAGAGGAAAGCAGGGGCUCUUCUGGCCAUGGAAACAUCCCUCAGGGUGAGAUUGGGGGUAGCAGUAUGGUCAGCCGGAAAGAGGACGACACAAUCCGAGCAGAGGAGGAGGAACCUUUUCAGGAUGGGACUUAUGACUGUUCUGUGUCCUAACAACGAGGCGUAAUCUGGAGGGACAGUAUUAAUUCCCAGCAGUGUGCAACUGAGUAUGCAUGCUAGUUGGGUGAUUUAACAGAGGAGAGAACUCAGCUUAGAGACUCUCUGGUAAAGUAUUACUAGAUUUUAACUAAUUCUUUUCUCCUCUAAGAAAUCUUUGACUCCAUAAAAAUGUGAUAUCAAAUAAAACGUCUUUCAUAAAAAAAUAUUUUUAAGCUGCAGUGGAAAGUAAUAAAGAAUAUCAUACAGAUGUACAUGAGAAUAUCUUGGUUUUAUUCAAAGGUGACAGCUCUUAAACUCUAGGGAUGGUUUUGCCCUGGGUGAGCUUACUUUUUCACUGCUUAUAGCUUCUUAUAUGUUUUCUGGUUCAGUGUGUGUCCAGACUGAUUUUUUUUUAAAUAAAUGCUAAGGUGCUUGCUAUAGCUCAUCAGGUACUUGAGCUACCUGUUUGCUCCCUUGGAUAGAGUUUGCUGAACUCCCUAAUUAGUCCUCCUGAAUGGAUGCCAGCAUGAUGGAGACGUUCUCCUUGGCUUUACUAGCCUGUUAGAUCCCAGUCCUGAACUGACAAAAGCUAUUUACCUGUGAGCUAAUGUGCCUGUUGGCAAGCUUGAUUCCUACUAGAUCAACGUGGACAUAAGUCUGAGGGGUUCUUAUCAAUUAUGCUGUUAGAUACCACUAAACUAUUUUUUAUCAAACAACUGUAUCUUUUUGUGAAUACUCUUGUGUAAAUAUACUCAAAGGCACUGUUCAUAUUUUUAGGACUUGUAUAAUAAUUUGUAAGGUUUUAUGCAGGAUUCUGCAUGACUUUAGAUACACUUAGAAUAAAGACAGAGCUUGCUCUUCUUUCCCAAAAUGAACAGUCUUCAUAAAGGAAGACAGAUUUAUUGGCUUGGACAUGAAAUGGUCACACUGAUCAUGAAAUGGAACAGGUUUUGUGCAAAUUAAUGUAGUUUCUUAUUUAUUGCUUUUAUAAACUGAAUAAAAAUGGACUUUUAUUUAAAUAGACUGCUGAAUCCUGUAUUAUCAUGGUUACUAAAAAUUAGUAUGUAAAGAAUGCAUUCUUCAUUGUAAACUUUAAAAUGUUAUGUAUUUCUAGAUAUGACUUAAAUUUUAGUUUUCAUACAUUAUGAAAACAGAACUGCAUACUUCUAAUAGCUUGAGACUAAACAUAUAUAUCCACUGUAUGUAAUUCUAAUUACUUUAUAACAGUAUUAAUUUAGAUAGCUUGUUUGUACUGUGCAAUUUGAACAAGGAAUGCAAGGUUAUUUUUUACAAAAACAAACUUGUUUAUUUUUAUAAUAAUGUAUUUGAUGUGGACCAAAUUUGUACCCCUAUAUAAAACAGCCUCUCUUAUAGUGCAAUCAUAGUUUAGAAACAAAACUGGUCCUCUUUCCUUGCUUUUUAACGUAAAUGGCUAGAUUUGGUUGUCUUAGCCAGGUUUCCUUUGAAGGAGAGACUGAAAACCAUUUUGAAAUUGCUUAGUUCAGAAUUCAUCAAACUAUUUAAAAUUACUGAGUUUUAUCAUUUACUUUUUACAAGUGCAAUAAUUUCACAUAAAACUUGUGAAUGGGUGGAUAAUUGGUACCUGAUCCUUUUGGUGCUACUUUCAUUUAAGUCUUUAUUUCAAACCACCUUUCCCUGAAUCUUCAGAUAGAAAAUAUUUUCCACAUGAGUACGUGCAGCCCAGUAAGAAACUAGACUGAAAUUUCUUCUCCUAUUCUAGUCUAUCAGGGAGAAGAACCAGCAUUAUUUUUGUGUUUGGUGUGUUUGGUGUGAAUAUUCAAUCAAUAAAAAUGAUUUACCAUUAUAAACAGCUGUGAUCUUUUCAAAAUCCUAAAUAAAAGACUGUGCUGCUGAGUUCAUCUCACACUUUUGAAAGCAGGACACCAAUAUGUUAACUGUAUUUUUGUGGCUUAGGCCAUGAAUGAAUCUUUUCUUCUAUAAAAUAUUCGUUUUUUAACUAAUAGAAAUAAGAGGCCCUGAGGCAAGAAAAUUUGGCAAGUUUACAAAAAAUUUCUCUUUGAUAAUUUCUUUGUUAUAUAUUUUAAUUUCAAAGAACUCAUUUUGUCAUGUUGUUUGGUUCACAUAUCAACUGUUAAAGCCAUAAUUUUAACCAGUGAAUUUAAAUAUUGAGUAUAACUGUUUGAAGUUUACUAUAUACAUUUAAGUUAUUUGCUGAUACCAAAAACAAGUCACUUGGGGGGGAAGAGUCAACCUUUGCUUGUAAUUAAAGUUGCUGCUACUUCUGUAAUGUGUAUUUUUUUAACUUGGUAAAGGGCAAUAAAACCAUUACACACA